AUUUUGUCAAAAUCUGUCUCGGUUGUGAGAGUACUUCGAACUCAUUUAAUAAAGUUAAUGUGUGUGAAAAGUUGUUGAGUUGUUGUUUGAGAUAAACAGUUCAGAUGUUCUAGACGGUUCUGACAAUGGGUGCAGUGGUUCGCGGUGUUUAAGAGGAUGGAAAGGCUGUCGCAUGACUUAAACCUGGCUCUGGAAGAGAGUAAUUGCGGCCGGCAAGAGCGGCGGAAACUAGGGCUCCGUCGACGCACUAGGUCCGCUGGAAAUUUGCCGGCCGCCAUAGCAGUGAGUUUGGUUGAAGAUGGUAGUUCAAGCAGCCCUCCACAGGCCCCACUCAUCACGCAACCACUAUCAGACUCCGAUGACCCUCAUCUAAACCUGCACAAAUCAAGCAGUAUGAAGUCCAGACAGUAUUGUCAAAUUGGCAAUUUCGAGUCGGACUCGUUUAACGAAAACUUCUCCCCAACAAGACCAGCAAAUGCAAGGAGGAAGAGAAAGUAUAAAAAGAUGCCUGUCGAAUACCCAGAUGGAAAGCGCUCUCCGCCCAUCGAAAUACUAAGUGUUACUACAGAGCCAGCCUUACCAGCUACAAUAAUUAUGCAGACCCAAGGCCUGACGUCAAUUCCACAUAUUACCAAACACAAGCAAGAAAGGAAUGCAUUUUGUGGCAAAAGAAAAUGGUCCCAUAGAGACAAAGGAGAUGUAUGUGAGAUGAGAGAAAGAUCAUUCAGCGGAGGAUGUUCAUCCAAGUCAUCAUUCUUUAAAAAUGAUUUUAAAUGCAAGAAGUAUGAGGAAAAGAAACGAAAGGAGUCUGUAUUACAGCCAGGGAAGAUUAUACUCAAGUCUCAAAACGUUGAAGGCAUGCCAUCAUCAUUCACGAACACCCCAUCACUGCCUGGUAGCUCAAGCUUUAACUUUGUGUAUAAAAAUUCCGGAAAGAACGGACCAUUCCUCUCAAAGGUAACUGGGUACAAAAUCACCACAGAUCUACCACCGGUAUUCAGUCCUACAACCAGUACUGGAAAAUAUCAUUCGCGGAAGUUUAAACUCUUGAACAAGUCACACUCACCACACUCUCUGAGGAAUCCUCUAUUGUUCGAGGAUUCGAAUAGCGGCAUGGAUUGCGCGGGAAAUGAAUCUAGUUCGCUCAGCAGCAGUGACUCGGAUGGAGUCGUGACAAAUGACAGCGACAGAGAAGGCGACGAUGAACUGACCGACUGGCCCGGUAUUGAAGAACUAAAAGUUUUCAAUAAAAGCCUCACGUUUAAAUCUUCCAAAUCCGUCAAUAACAACAACAAUAACUCCCCAAAUUCAGUUAACAUGCCUCCACCGAAACGGCUGAAGAAAGAGAAACAUUUAGUGAAAAGCGGCUGGGCGAGUUGUAAGAAUAGAUUUAAAAAGAAGAGGCCUAAAGUUGAUUCGGGAAACGACGAUGACGCUAUGAUGUCCGAUUCAAAAACCGUCGUCGAUGUAGAGGACGAGGCGAUUAGCAAAGAGAAUAGGGACAUUUUACAGCCUCACUCGUCGUUUUCCAGUUUUAGCGAUAUAAAGAACGCUGGUGUGUCGGGUCAGAACGCGAAUGAGACGUUUUUUCAGUCCUUUCAGGCGUUUCAGGAGAAAUCCAGUCAGCAAGAGACGUUCAGUCAGACGCCUCGGACAAACUUUUCGUUGCAGAAAACGUCGUCUAGCGACUUGAAUGUUAGCGAGAAAUCGCCACAGAGCGAUCAUUAUUACAGUGAGCAUUCCAUGGGCAAUGCCGUGACAGAAGUGAGAGAAAUAAGAGCCGGGUGCAGGAGAAUACGUGAAGAGCGACCAGGUUUCCUUAUCCUGAGCGCUGCGAAUGAACAACUCUCAAAAUUCCUACAAGAUUCUUGCCAAACAGAGCUGAAGCUCCCAAGUUUCCAUGAUCCAGAGGAAAAGGAGAAGUUAGAAUCACUUGCCAAGCUGUAUUCCUUGAAACUGCAAGUGGAAAUGGGCAGGCCUAUUCUAAGAAAGACUAGCAACACAAUGCAGGCGGUGCGCGUUGAACAUUCCUACCACAACUUCCCUACGGACCACAAGAGGCGCUGUUACGGUGAGGACCAAGACUCCAGUUUGAGUUUGAGCGAGAACUCGGUCAACUCCAUCAACGAUUUGGACGAGCAUGAUUUAAACGAGCCGAAGCCUGGAACCAGCGACGCACAGCAAGAACUCGUGGACACUUUCUCGCAUACGCACGUCGAUAAGUCAUUGCUGGAUCCAGGUGAUGUAGACUAAAUUUCUUGAUAGCGAAGCAAAUUUUAACAAAUUGAUAAAUAUACGAUAAAGACUUAAAGAGCUGUUUGACAGCAGCAUUAGUUUCUAAAAAUUGUUGGUUAUAGAUCCUUUCAUCCACGAAGACGCGCCCCACCAUUCUUCCGCUGUUUGAGUGUUAUAGGUACACGCUAAAUCAUCCAUGAGUGCACACGCACACUACAGUAAUGACGCUCGGAUUGCUCGGAUCAAACUCCCCGCACCCCGCGCUUCCCUCGACCAAAAAUUUGUGGGGCGCGUCUUCGUGGAUGAAACGAUCUAUACACACAAUGUAAAAAUUACAGGCUCGCUUGUGCUAGUUGUUGUGAAAUUAUGAACAAAUGGUUUUGCUAUAGUCUCUAACAAGAUUUAAUAUUUUAUGUAUUUCCUUUAUAUCUUAAGUCGGAAAAUAUCUUGAAUAGAGUUGGAGACGGAUAUUCGGUAAAACUGCAGCGUAGGACGUCCAAUCGCACGGUGGACUGACUAUUUUCUUUAUGGAGGCCUAAGUAGUUAGUUUACGGCUAUUGAUGUUGAUAUAAUAUUUCCAUUCAUGUAUAAGUUAUAAUUUGUAGAACGUCUGUACAGCGUCUGUCGCCAACACAGACGACUCGUAUAGAAUAAACGCUUAAUGCUUCAACCACACCAACGCGCGCGGAUCGCCAUCGCCGGCGCGAUCAUAGGCCAAUGACAGGUCGCGCGACCCAACACGUUGGUGUGGUUGAAGCUUUACUGAAUCAAAAUAUGACUGUCUGCCCGUUAGGCCUCAGCCGCGAAUUUAGCGGGCAGCGGGGCGGCGGCGGUAGCGGCAGGAUCUUAUGCGUAAAAUCAAAUAGACUGGUUCUCGAAAACAGGCGCGGGAGCGGGCAACGAGCGGGCAGCGCACUCCUUCUUUUGCCCACAAUAAAUCGAGCGUUAGGAAUAAAUUUGAAUCGAAAUAAAAUUGUCGCCGUUGUUCAGACAUUUCGUUCGCGAAUAAAAACAAAUAUCUCGACAACACAACCCCGAACACAACACUUCGCCGCUAAAGCGCCGCGCGAGCUGCCCGCUUGUUUCGAGAACGGGUCUGCGUUG
This is a messenger RNA of Ostrinia nubilalis (European corn borer), 3339 nucleotides long. RefSeq lists its product as uncharacterized. The record is from RefSeq and is a predicted model, not a curated record. Lineage: Eukaryota; Metazoa; Arthropoda; Insecta; Lepidoptera; Crambidae. Gene Ontology annotation, cellular component: nucleus. Bases 157 to 2253 code for a protein of 698 amino acids. The transcript has 6 exons.